UAUAUUUCAGUAUCAGCAUUAGACACCUACAGUUUGAAUUGAUUGAAAAUUUCUCUCUUCCAAUGUCGGUUGGUAUACAAAACAGGGCUUAUUUAGAACAAAAUAUGAAUUUCGUUGAUCCUUUAGUAUCGGUUGAGUUCGAGGUUUUUGGAAAAGUACAAGGUGUAUCUUUACCGAAAUAUUGCAAAGAUAUGUGUGAACAAUUAGGGGUCAGUGGUUGGGUGAAAAAUACUAAAAAAGGAACAGUUCAAGGAAAGCUUCAAGGAGUUAAAUCGAGCAUUGAUCAAAUGAUACACUGGUUAACAAAUGCAGGUUCGCCUGGUAGUCAAAUAGAAAGGUGUGAACUUAGCAAUUGGCAAAAUCUUGCAAGACCAGACUACAAAGGAUUUCAAAUUAGGUUUUAAGAUUUUUUUUAUAGAAAAGGUUAAUUACUUGAUGAGCUUCUAUAUUUCACCUAUGAGCUAGAUAGUAGAGCUUGAAAAAAAAAUAGUAGAUCUAAACUAUUUUCUAAGUAGGUUCAUUCUGGAAGUUCAUUUUAAUUAUUUUUUAUAUAAGUUUCAUAAGAAUCUACUCUAAGCUAUACUAAAAAGUUUGUUAUGUAUGUGCUAGAUUUUUAUCAAUAAAUAAUUUUUUGUUGCAA
This is a messenger RNA of Diorhabda sublineata, 640 nucleotides long. RefSeq names its product acylphosphatase-2. NCBI's taxonomy places the organism in Eukaryota, Metazoa, Arthropoda, Insecta, Coleoptera, Chrysomelidae. Bases 63 to 404 code for a protein of 113 amino acids. The record is from RefSeq and is a predicted model, not a curated record. The transcript is spliced from 3 exons. Gene Ontology annotation, molecular function: acylphosphatase activity.